AUGUCAUUAAAGGGGAUAAUUUAUGAAUAUGAUACAGUCAAUCAUUUAAUAGCUUUUUCUUCUAACAUAAAAUCGAAAACAAAUAUUAUUCUUGUCGGAGGAUUGUAUCAUAAUCUUUUAUCUUUGCCAUAUACAAAGACUUUAUAUCGCAUGACUAAGAAAAAAAAUAUAAAUCUUAUAAUCCCUCAAUUUAGAUCGCAUCCCAAUUUUGGUAUAUACUCGAUAGAUAAUGAUGUAACUGACUUAUCUAAUGUUAUUAAAGACUUACAAGGAGAUAUUAUUCUAUUAGGGAAUUCCACUGGUUGCCAAGUCAUAAUGUUAUACAUAAACCUAUAUGUAGAUUUAAGGAUUAAAUUAUGUAUUUUGCAAGGUGCAGUAUCUGAUACAGAAUAUUUUGAAUACAAAUAUAAAAUUAACAGUCAAAUUCAAAAUGAUAAAUUAUUUUAUUUUGAGAAUGUAGUUUAUACAAAGGAAAGAUUUAAAAGUUUAUAUUUUAGAUAUAACAAAGAAGAUUUAUUUUCUUCUUAUUUAGAUGAUGAUCAUUUUAAAAAUUUGAAUAAGAAUAACUACAAGCUAAUUUUUGUCAUAUCUGGAAAUGAUGAAUAUGGAAUCAAAGAUAUAAAAGAAAAAUUUAAUAAAGUUACAAACUCUGAGGUAAUAGUAUUUGAAGGUGGUGACCAUUUUUUAAAAGAUAAAGAAUCUCAGAAAAAGCUUAUAAAAUUAAUAAAAAAGCAUUAA
Vairimorpha ceranae is the source of this 738-nucleotide messenger RNA. RefSeq names its product hydrolase (alpha beta hydrolase superfamily). The record is from RefSeq and is a predicted model, not a curated record. Lineage: Eukaryota; Fungi; Microsporidia; Nosematidae. Bases 1 to 738 code for a protein of 245 amino acids. The transcript has a single exon.